Malassezia vespertilionis is the source of this 1092-nucleotide messenger RNA. It is a transcript of the gene MDM34, whose product is annotated as ERMES complex subunit. Gene Ontology annotation, cellular component: ERMES complex. The transcript has 2 exons. Gene Ontology annotation, molecular function: lipid binding. Bases 1 to 1092 code for a protein of 363 amino acids. The record is from RefSeq and is a predicted model, not a curated record. Lineage: Eukaryota; Fungi; Basidiomycota; Malasseziomycetes; Malasseziales; Malasseziaceae. Gene Ontology annotation, biological process: mitochondrion organization; phospholipid transport.
AUGUCGUUCAAUUUUGCGUGGCCGACAUUCUCGAGCGAGUUUUACGCGAAUGCGACGCAGACAUUGAAUAUGGCGCUGAAUCGCGGCCCUAAACCCAAGGUAAUUGUCGGUGAUAUCGAGCCACCCGAGCUCGAAAUCCUCGAGAUUGGCGACUUGAGCCAUGAACGCUUCCGCGGCAUCUUUCGGCUUAUGUACGCGGGCGAUGCGCACAUAGAGCUGGCUACAUGUGUGCAGGCAAACCCACUCGCAAAGCGGACACCUGGCGCGGGCAUGUUUGAGGGGCCUGCGGCGAGCCGAGGGAUGCUUUUUGCCGCAAAUCCACUCACCGUGCCUAUGCAUGUGCGGUUAUCUGAAGUGCGGCUACGUGCAAUUGUGGUGCUAGUUGUAUCGCGCGCUAAAGGCAUCACGCUUGUGUUCAAAAACGACCCCCUUGAGAGUGUUCGCGUGAGCUCUACGUUUGACAGUGUCGACGCGAUCCAGCGGUACCUGCAGGAGGAGAUUGAAGAGCAGCUACGCGAGGUGUUUCGCCAGGAUCUUCCGAAUAUCAUACAUAGGCUCAGCCAGCAAUGGCUGCACACGGAUCUGGGCGAAGCGCGGCAUGCAAAACCAACCGUGCCGCGGCCUACAACGCCCGUGCGAAGAACGUCGUGGUCCGCACACACGAGUGAUCCUGUGCCGCUCUCUUUGCUCCCGAUGGACGAGCCAGUGGCACACAAGGCCGCGACGCCGACGCGCCUCGCACGCCUCGCCGCGGAAAACAGUCCGCGCGGCCUGAAGGAUUUGUUCCACCCCUCUCCGCCAGCGACGUCCAGCACAAAUGCGCGCACGUUCCAUACCACGAGCCAGAUGCAGCGGUCCUCGCUGCACACGCCGCAGAGCACGCCGCCGCAGAUCAGCAGGGUGGGUCUGCACACGUCCAUGGACAUGGCCGAGCUUUUGCGCGCGACGCAAACCCUCGCGCAAACACACAAUCCGCGGCACAUUGCAAUCCGCAGUGCGCCCGCCCAUCGGCACAAACGACACGCACGUACACACGCGCGCCAGCGGCGCACGUUUACCUUUCCCACACAGGCAGAUAGUACAGAGCACUAG